AAACAUUAAAUCUGGUCCUGUUGUAUCUAGAUGAGCAUAAUAAUAAUGCCACUUUGAGGGAUUUCUCUCACUUACAGGCCAUCGAUUAGUAUUGAAUCAGUCCCUCCUUUCCUUUAGGAAAUAGGAGCACACUAACAUGUAAAACUAAUGGGAGAAUGAUACUUCUAACUAACCUUCUUGUGGAAGCAUAUGAUCCCUAGAUUGGGAAAAAUAAAGUGCUCGUCACCUUCUUGGGAUCCAUCUUUAAGAAAGCUCCCAUAUAAAAUAUAGCAAUAAGAGUAGGCCCACUCUUUCCCAUAUUCCACUCUCAUCCAAAAGAGAACAGGGAGAUGAAGAGCUGAAUAAUUGAAGGGCCACUAGCGGAGAAAACUGCUGCUCCUCUCUCUAGAUCUGCAUUAAAAAAAAUCGGAUCUUUGCUUCCGUCACUAAAUCCAACCGAACAGAUCUGCGGCCCACGCCGAGCCAUUUCCGGAGCGUAAAAGCCUCCCCGACACAGAAUCUUCAGUUCAGAUCCGAAGAAUGACCGGCGAGUUCUCAUCUGCCCUUAGAGAAAAUCUUUGACAGAUUUGUGAGCCCUGCCGCCGGUUGGAAGAACGAUCAUGGAGGGAGCCCUUUCACGAGCUGCAAGCUCUGCCGCCGGUUGAGCUCUAGUGAAAGGGAUGGGAAACCCAUUCUCUCAACAGCCGUGCUAAUCUAGCAGUGGUGGAGGAGCGAACUCAACUCCCAUGCAGAAAAUGGCAUCAGGCCGUGGGUGUGCUGUGAGCAAGCUCCCACCGGCAAGGAGGAGGUAGAGGCAUGCUCAAUUCCGGUGACAAAUUGAUUUCACCCCGCCAAUUGGCUUCUCUGUUUUUGGAAAAUUUUGGUUUGUUGAUGGUGUCUUUGAGACCUGCGGUUUUGGAGCUAGGCCCGGAGCAAAAAUUGGAGCGUAGGCAGAUCGGAGCGUGUGACGAGAUUGAAGACCACUUCAUCGCUGUUCUAUUCUUAUUGCUGGUCUUCGCCGGAAUCUGGACACCGCUCCCAGUCAGUGUGCGACUGACUCAACUCCGGUGGAGGAGAUAAUGUCCCCCACUCCACUCUCCGGUCUUCCCCAAUUUUAGGUUGGAGCUGCGUGAGAGUAGGAAUGGAGACCCGCUGCACAUUCAGGUUCAAAUUUUGAAGUGAGCACUGAUCCUCCUCCCGUCAUCCGGAACCAUGGCCGGAGAGCUUCGCCAAGUCAUCGGGAUGCGGCUGAGGCACCGCCAUGAAGGCGGGUCUUCGAUCUGAAGGACUUGAGACUCGCAAUUGAGGCUUGCAACUUUGGUGUCUGCUAUCGUCCAAGCUUUAGAAUCCGGGUACACAGGUUCGAAUUU
This is a messenger RNA of Cuscuta campestris, 1349 nucleotides long. The record is from the annotation of a GenBank genome assembly. NCBI's taxonomy places the organism in Eukaryota, Viridiplantae, Streptophyta, Magnoliopsida, Solanales, Convolvulaceae.